UUCUCCCCAGGUAGCAGGACUGUCCACCAGGUUCAGGUUUGGACCUCCAGAGGAUUUGCUGCAACAAACCACAGCUUCACACUCUGACCUGGGACAGCUGGCUUCUCAAGGAGGGCUGGGAAUGUACGAGUCUCCUCUUUUCCUGGCUGCUCACGAUGAAGAUGGAGGAGGAAGAAGUGUCCCUACUACACCUUUACAGGUGGCUGCACCAGACAGUUGUGACAACAUGGCCUCCCAGUCUGUUCCCACCGUGACUGCGUCCUCUGGGAUUGCUGCUGCAGCAGAUGAUGGAGAUGAAGUCUUCAUGGAGCAGGAAGGAGAUGGCUCAGGUGUUGAAUCUUCUUUGGAGAGCCAGACAGACAUGGAGCCAGCUGUGCAGCAGAGUGAUGAUGCUGCCCUUCCAUCUACCAGCCAAGACCCUGACACCAGCGGUGUGACUCUGCGCCGCACGGUGACCAGUCAGCCUCUGAUGAGCAGCCUGUCGGGCAGAGGAGCCAGAGGAGGGAGGCUAUUCAGCCGCAGAGGAACUUUUCCACGAGGAGGAAGAGGAGGAGCCAUGGGCAGAGGAGGUAUCGCCUAAUGAUGAUGUCAUCUGUCAUUUCAUCAAUGAGGACAAAAACACAACGAUCACAAACUCAAGGAAUCUUUAGUUAAUUUCAAGUCAAUACGAGAAUGUUCUGAUCACUUUCUUAUUUGUGAGUUCAGACUCUUGGUGAGACUGAAUUUUAGGUUUUAUCAUUUUAGUUUUAAUGUUCAUAUUUUUGUUUGUGUUGCUGUGUUUGGCUGAUAUUAAAAGGGUUUUUAAUAAUAAAGCAGGACAAGAAAUAGCAGCAAUGUCUU
Messenger RNA from Nematolebias whitei (Rio pearlfish), 840 nucleotides. RefSeq names its product nucleoprotein TPR. The record is from RefSeq and is a predicted model, not a curated record. Lineage: Eukaryota; Metazoa; Chordata; Actinopteri; Cyprinodontiformes; Rivulidae.